AGCGAAGCAGGCAGUGAAAUUGGUCGAACAGUGCACGUGUUUGAAUAUGUCAAUGUGUCUUUGACUUGUGUAUGUUUUGUUGAUGUGGUAAUACUCUUACCAAAAAAAGUAGAUAGAAGCAAUGGGGAAGGCCAGAAAAAUGAGGAGAAGAGACUUAAAUUUUGCAGAAAAACGAAGAGCGCGUGAGAAUAAAUGGGAUGCAAAUGCACCACGAAGGGAAUACCAGGAUAUAGUUCGUGAAAAUGCAGAUUUUGAGAAAUAUUAUAAGAUGCAAAAAAUCUGCCCAGAGGAAGAAUGGGAUGCUUUUAUGGCUACAAUAAAACAAAAUCUGCCAACUGCUUUUCGAAUUACUGGCUCAAAAGCGGAAGCCAGAGCUCUACUAAGAUUUGUUCAAAGUAAUUUCUUUAACAACUUCCUGAAUCCUGGAAAGCUUGAAGGUGAUUCCGAAGAGAAGCAGGAUGCAGAAAAUGUUGAGCAGAGGAUAAAACCAAUAUGUCUACCAUGGUACCCCGAUGGUCUUGCAUGGCAACUGCAGUUAACUCGCAAGGAUAUAAGACGAUCUGAAAUAUAUUUUCGUUUGCACAAUUUCCUAAUUGCAGAGACAGAAUGUGGAAACAUUAGCCGACAAGAAGUUGUCAGUAUGAUUCCUCCCUUGUUACUGGAUGUUCAGGCGCACCACAAGAUUCUUGAUAUGUGUGCUGCACCAGGAUCAAAAACAGCACAAUUAAUUGAGCUGUUACAUUCAGACAGUUCAGACCUGCCAGAUGGAUUUGUGAUUGCCAAUGAUGUUGAUAAUAACCGUUGCUAUAUGCUAGUCCACCAAGCAAAGCGAUUGAACUCGCCAUGCAUAAUUGUAACAAACCAUGAUUCAGUAGUAAUGCCAAACCUUACAAUCACACAGAAGGAUGGAAGCAAAGGGAUUUUGAAAUAUGACAGGAUACUGUGUGAUGUUCCAUGUUCUGGAGAUGGCACUAUGAGGAAGAAUCCUGACAUAUGGGUUAAGUGGAAUGCAGCUAAUGGGAACAAUCUGCAUGGCAUUCAGUUCCGAAUUCUGCGACGUGGUGUGGAAAUGUUGGCAGUAGGAGGUCGCAUAGUUUAUUCCACGUGUUCUCUCAACCCACUGGAAAAUGAAGCCGUACUUCACAGGCUGCUUUCUGAGGCUGAUGGUGCUGUUGAGCUAGUUGAUGUCACAAACCUCUUACCUGGCUUGGUAUAUAGCAAAGGUGUAUCUCACUGGAUUCCUGCAUCGAGAGAUCUAGUGGGGUAUCAGAGCAUUGCUGAUGUCCCAGACAAAUGGCGUACAGUAAUCCAUCAGCAGAUGUUUCCUCCUGCACCAGAAAAUGCAGAGAAAUAUAAACUUGAUCGCUGCAUACGCAUACUUCCUCACAAACAAGAUACUGGAGGUUUCUUUGUGGCAGUUUUGGAAAAGGUGCGUCCUUUGCCUUGGGAAGCACCAUUGAAACAAAAUGAUGCAAGUAGUACUGAACCAUCUACAGAAAAGAAAGAUUCUGCACCAGAACCACAGAGGAAGAGGAGGAGAAUGCAUGGGUACAAAGAAGAUCCAUUCAUUUUCUUUGAUGAAAAUGAACCUCUUUGGCCACAGAUAAGGGACUUUUAUGACAUUGACAAAAAUUUACAGCCAACUUGUUUGUUGACAAGAUGCAAAGAAGGAAAGAAAAAGAACAUAUACUUCACAUCGCCAGCAGUACGAGAUAUAGUUUUACAUAAUGAAAGUAACAUUAAGUUGAUCAACACUGGUGUUAAAACAUUUGUUCGGUGUGACAACAGAGUCCAGGAAUGUCCUUUUCGAUUGGCUCAGGAGGGUUUGCAUAGUAUCUAUCCUUAUAUGGGGCCAAAGAGGAAAAUUAAAGUUACAAAGUCUGAUCUGAUAGCCCUUCUGAUGAAUGACAACCCCAAAUUCCCUCCAGAAGCUACAUCGUUGGAUCAGAAGACACAAGAGCAGCUUAAAGACAUUUCACAAGGCAGCUGUGUGUUGGUGUAUGAAGGUGAGCCCACCAAUGAUGGUGACAUGAACUGUACUACACCAUUGCACAUGGUGGGAUGGCGAGGUAUAAAAUCUGUACGAGCAUACGUACCAACAAAUGACUGUGUUCACUAUUUGCGGCUUUUAGGAGCAGAUGUCUCCAAGUAUGAGGUCAACAAGUUCAAAGACAAAAAUGUUCCUGACGAAAGCAGUGAAAAAUCUGAGAGUUGCCUAAACAUUUGUGAUAAAGAUUCAUCAGCAAGUAAUGAAUCUCUUUCUGUGGAUAAUGGAAACUCAUCACAGAGGGACACUGUUGAAACCAGCCAACUAGAAGCAGGUGAAGGAUAACAGAGGCUUUGAAUUGAAGUAUUCCUGUACCAAGAUGUCAUCUUAAACAAAAGUCGUCUUCAGACAUAUUUGCCAAUAUGUGGACUCAGAAUGUUACUUCGUGUCUAUGCAGAGUACUGAAUUCUCGCAGAAGCAUACACUGCACAGUAAUUACCAUAACUUCUCAUAUUACUAUAAUAAUAAUAAUAAUAAUAAUAAUUAUUAUUAU
Molecule: messenger RNA, 2540 nt
Organism: Schistocerca cancellata (South American locust)
Lineage: Eukaryota; Metazoa; Arthropoda; Insecta; Orthoptera; Acrididae
Gene: Nsun2
Product: tRNA (cytosine(34)-C(5))-methyltransferase
Exons: 15
Coding region: 122-2332 (736 amino acids)
Biological process (GO): tRNA methylation
Cellular component (GO): nucleus; cytoplasm
Molecular function (GO): tRNA (cytidine-N5)-methyltransferase activity; tRNA binding
Source: RefSeq, a predicted model, not a curated record